AUUCGCAAAACCCUUGUAGACCAGUGAUAUUGGUGAAUUAGUCAACGCUCGCUAAGACUACGUUGGAGGGGAGCGCAAACGAAAAUAAUGAACAACAAAAAAAUUGGCGCUGAAGUGAACAUCUGGUAGAACGAUAAAAAAAGCCAACUGGCAAAGGGAAGGAAGGAGUAUAGUACAGCGCCAUCGUGCAAAACUGGCUCAUUAUCAGCUUCUGUAAAGUGCGAGCACACACUUGUCCGACACCGACUGCGACUGCGACAAUAUCACGGCUGCUUACAGUUAACGUGAAGCGAUUAUUGCAAAAUUCCAAAUCGGCUGCUAACUUUUCAUUUUUCUCGUAUGGCAGCUGCAAGUGUGACUACCCACAUUGCCGCAAUUACUGCUUCGCCUCCAGCUGUUGUAGGAGUGUCAAUGGGUGGAGUAGAUGUGGCAAGUACGGCGGAAACAACAACUACCAAUGUCAGUCGCAAGAGCAUGCUGAAUCAGGAAUCUGCUACUGCAACUGCUAUUACCACAUUUCUCAUCAGCAGCACUAACGUCGGACACGUGAAUGAAGAAGAUAGUUUCAAGACAUUGACUUCGGUUUCGCCUGGCUUCGUAGGGACCAGUUCCUCAUCGGCUUCUGCUAUGAUGCCGGAGUUAGGAACACACACCCAUUCUCGUAGGCUACCAUUGCCACUUGUUGCUAUGACGGCAUCUUCUAAAUAUGAUGAUAACUUGGAAAUCGGUGGAGAGAUGAUUGCCAGCGCCACAAUGGCGUCGGUUAGGCUUGUCGAUAAUAGUACACAGACUGACGCAUUGAGUGACGAAGAACAGCUCUUGACAGCAGGUAACACUGAGCUGGGGACGGAUGUAUAUGGGGAGAGUGAACAUGCGUACCAUGCGUUGGCAGUGGUGGCUUCAAAUAAUGACAGUGAAGUCUAUGGCUUGAUUGAAUUUCACGAAGCAGACGAAAACAAGGAAAUGGCUAUAACAAACAGCGUAAAGGAGUUUGCUGACGAGGCGAUUGGCAAUGCAAAUGAAAGUCAGUUGUUCUAUAGAGAAUUAAACGUUUUCGAUAUGAACCGCGAUUGUAAUGAAUGUAAUGAAUUUUCCAGAUUCGUGGGCGAUAAAAAUUCCACAAAAUCAAAUAGUCUAAGCCAGUGCGACAACUGUCUGCAGCAAACACUGAAUGCGAUAAAUGAUGGUGGUGGUGGUCAUGAAGAUGAGCCAUCGCCAGUAACUGGCAGCGCUCUGGCUAAUGAACAUUUAGUCAAUCAAAACCAAUCGUUCGAAUCGCAAAGUAGUAAUAUUUUAGACGAUUUAGAACCAGGUGAUUGUACCUGCAAUGCAUCGACCCAUUUUGGUUGUGGUUGCGAUGAAACAGCUGCCAAUUGUACCUAUCAGGAGCGCAUUAUCGACUAUGAUAAUUUUCGAAUUAUCGAACAUGUUAUCGAUUGUUCCCAUGACAGCUGCUGCAAGCACAGCAGAAAAAUGCAUUGCACAGGCUCUUGGGAAGACAAUGUGGUGGAAGAAAAUAAGGAACUGAAUUUCGCGUGCCGAGAGUUGGUGACAUUUAUCGGCGAGAGUUAUCAGAUAAUGAAGGCACAAGAACAAACGGAAAACAUAGCUGCAACGACACCCCCACUGCUGGAAUCAACUCGGACCGUUAAAGAUAUUGAUGAAGAAGAGACAUAUUGUGAGGAAAAUAUGAAUAUUGGCCAUUUCAUUGUUGGUCCUCAAAUCGAAAGUCCGUUCAUAGCCGAGAUUGUCGAUGAUAACAAUAAUAAAGGCCGCGCCAAAGCCUCCCAAGCUGUGGGUGGAUCGAGCGAAGCUAUUCCAUCGGGAGUUAACAAGUCAAUAUCAGCAACUAUUACAGCUUCAUGUUCG
This is a messenger RNA of Rhagoletis pomonella (apple maggot), 1869 nucleotides long. RefSeq lists its product as uncharacterized. The transcript is spliced from 2 exons. NCBI's taxonomy places the organism in Eukaryota, Metazoa, Arthropoda, Insecta, Diptera, Tephritidae. The annotation marks the transcript as partial. The record is from RefSeq and is a predicted model, not a curated record.